Molecule: messenger RNA, 1749 nt
Organism: Darwinula stevensoni
Lineage: Eukaryota; Metazoa; Arthropoda; Ostracoda; Podocopida; Darwinulidae
Source: the annotation of a GenBank genome assembly
AGCAAAACUGAUUUUUUUCUCUAAAUCAUGCCUGCAGAGAGCUAAUUAUCUUUAUGAGUGUACAAUUAUCAUGUGCCAAGCAGGUUGAGUUGGGGAGAUCUUGAAACCCACUCCAACUCUCCCCAAAUACCUGAUCCACUUCCAGAUUUACAUGGGGAGAGAAGAGUCUUCAGGGGGGAGUAAGUGAAAAUUUACCAAAAUAAUAAUUAUUGUAAUCAAGUCAAGACCAAGAAUAAGGGUCUUACCAUGGGGAAAAAAGAUAAGAAGAAAGUGAAAGGAAGAGGAGCUCAAAAAACCAGCUCCAAAACUGAGAAGAAACUUUCACAAAAACAGAAGAGAGAAAUGGCUGCAAGGGGAGAGGAAGACAUUGAGACAAUACUCCAAAAGAUCAUGGAGGAAGAAAAGAAGAAGACCAAGGUCAUUGUAAAGACUGUGGGUCAACCAAGCAUUCGUUCAAACUUCUCACUGUGUGCUCAUCCAGAAAAAGAUAUGUUCAUCCUAUUUGGAGGUGAAUUCUUCAAUGCUGGCAAGACAUAUGUCUACAAUGACUUGUACUUCUACAACCUCAAGAAGAAUGAGUGGGUGCAAAUUGAGUCUCCAAAUUCUCCUCCUCCUCGUUGUGCUCACCAGGCCUGUACAGUUGCACAAGAUGGAGGCCAAAUGUGGCUUUUUGGGGGAGAGUUUACAUCAGUUUCUGAAACUCAGUUCUACCAUUACAAGGACUUGUGGAUAUUGGAUCUCAAGGCAACAGUCUGGAAGAAAAUUCAUGCUCCAGGAGCACCCUCUUCUCGUAGUGGACAUCGUAUGGUACACCUGAAGAAACUCCUUGUUGUAUUUGGUGGUUUCCAUGACAAGUUAUCUGAUUACAAGUACUUCAAUGAUGUUCACAUCUUCAACUUGGAAACGUACCAGUGGCACAAAGUCGAGCCAUCAGGUACUGGGCCAAGUCCAAGAUCCGGUCAUCAAAUGUGUGCCUUGCCUGAUGGUCGUAUCCUCAUCUAUGGAGGUUAUUCCAAAGUCAAGCUCAAGAAAGAUUUGGACUCAGGAGUCACUCACACUGACAUGUUCCUCCUCAUCCCUGACAAGCAUGAUGAAAAGAUGCUGAAGUGGAGAUGGUGUUCACUGAAGAGUGGUGGGAUACCACCCUCACCACGAUGUGGUUUCACCAUGACUAUUGCACCUGGUCCUCAGUCUCAUGUUUGGCUCUUUGGUGGUGUCAGUGAUGAAGAAAGCCCUGAUCAUGAAGAACUUAGUAGCUGCUUUCACAAUGACCUGUAUUCCUUGGAUAUCAAUGCACAUACAUGGAAACCAAUCUCUGUCACAAAGGGAAAGGUUGGUAGCAAAAGGAAGAGGAGGAGACGAAAGCAGCCAAAGGAUGGUAGUGACACUGGUGAAGACAUGGAGGUGGAAGAUGGUGGUGAUAGUGAUGAUGGGGAAGAGAUGGAGACUGUGCAUGAGACGGAGGAUGGAUUUACGGUGAGGAUAGGUCCCAGCAAGGAUAAGGAAGGUUCAGUGGAGGAGGUAGUGGCCAACCUGAAUCUUGGUGAGAAUGGAGCUUCAUCGAGGGAUGUCAUUAGGCCCUGUCCCCGCAUGAAUCCAGGGAUGUUCAUCAAGCAUGGCAUCUUAUAUCUGUAUGGUGGCUUUUAUGAAGAUGAGAAGGAUAGGCGAAUAACACUUGGGGAUCUCUAUACCCUUGGUGAGUCUGCCAGAUGUCAGUCUGCCAACCCACCUGUUGUUCUUUAUUCUUGA